CGAGGAGGCGGAGAGGGAGAUGGCGCCGAAGAAGUUGCGCAUUCGUGGUGAAGCGCAAGUCCCUGAUGAGAGGAGGGAGCCUACUAGCCAGGAUGCGAAAGCCCUCAUCAUCCCGAACGAAAAAGACAAUUGGACAUAUGACAAGGGGGUUCGCCAGCCGUCGAGCAUGAUUGGAGCUCUUAUUAGGCAGUACUGGCCGGGCUUUUACACUCCGGUCCCCGGCGGCGAGAAGAAGCUAGCCGAGACUUGGGCGGACUAUGAGGCAGCUCCUUGCCCGGGCUUUGGGACAGCUUCUGACGCCGUGUACACCAAGAGCGAGAAUAAGGAAGACGCAUUUGAGGCCUUGGUAGCGAGGUGGGUUGGCGAAGACGCCGACUUCAACGCCAAGAGCGCGCGCAACAAGGCAAACCGGGGCACUGGAGGAACACACAGUGCGGGAAGCCGCAGACACCGAGCGCUACGAGAAGCACAAGGAGGCGGAACUCGGGGAGCCUCUCACCGAGGUGGGAGGGUGGCAGAAGAUGAAGGCUGA
Lolium perenne is the source of this 532-nucleotide messenger RNA. NCBI's taxonomy places the organism in Eukaryota, Viridiplantae, Streptophyta, Magnoliopsida, Poales, Poaceae. The record is from RefSeq and is a predicted model, not a curated record.